UAACGAUACCAGUACAAUCGCUUUAUUUUGUGGAAUUAGAAUCGCACUGUAUAGUACCGACUCUCUCGUAGGAUAAAAGCAGCGGCUGUCAGCUUUAGCGGCGACAGUUGAUCACGUUCGCAUCGAGCUGAUUGUUGUUUCUCGUGUCAGAAUAUUGUACGGCGUUCUUUUGCAUUGUUUGUUCACAGGAGAAUAGUAUGUAUAAAGAAGUUCACCAUCAAGAAAUUAAACACGAGUGCUCGCGAUCGGGAGGACUCCACGCGUAUCCCGAUCACUUUAGGGAAACGUACCUUUAAGAGUACUAGUUGAAUCCAUGAACAUCCGAAGGUUCCUGUCCUCUGGUAGGACUUUGUAUAUAGUGUACAUAGGGUCGUUUGUCUAAUAAGAAGAGAUCCCGCUGGAAGGAAACGAGCGAGUUUUCAAGGGAGAAAUUACUGUCACGCUGGAAAAAAAUUAGCCAAUUUAUCCAAGAAUCCUGCGCCAUCCUUCACGAGGUAUUCACGCUCACUUUUAACAGCACGCAUCGGCAGUAAUAAGAGGGAAAAGAUCUUGGAAGAGAAAAAGAGUGGCCGAACAGCGGAAAUCAUGAAGCAAGGAAUGUCGGACGACUUUUCACUUGGCGUAAAAUUACUUACCGCGGGCACCGCGGCCUGCAUAGCCGAUUUAGCCACCUUUCCGUUGGACACCGCCAAAGUCAGGAUGCAGAUCGCAGGGGAAGGCCAAGCUGUGCUGCUAGCGUCAGCGGAAGGAUCAGUCUUUGCAGUAAGAACGAGCCAGCCAGGAUUGUUCCAGACCAUCGCAAACAUCGUCAGAUAUGAAGGCGCAAGGAGCCUGUACGGAGGUCUUUCCGCGGGACUCCAGAGACAGAUGUGUUUCGCCAGCAUACGGUUGGGCCUCUACGACAGCGUGAAGUCACUCUACGCUGGAAUCUUCGACGGUAACAAUAAGAGUGGUACAUCGAUGAACAUUGGCGUACGUGUUGCCGCGGGAAUCACAACGGGCGCUUUGGCAGUGAUGAUCGCUCAGCCGACCGACGUCGUUAAAAUCCGCAUGCAGGCUGGAAAUAAUGGGCGAUCAUCGGUAAGGUAUAGCUCCACUCUGCAGGCAUACAAGAGUAUCGCUAGUGGAGAAGGCGCGAAAGGUCUUUGGAAAGGAACUAUGCCGAAUGUCUCGCGGAAUGCUAUCGUGAACGUGGCGGAGAUAGUUUGUUACGACAUCAUCAAAGAUCUCAUCCUGGCUAGCGGUUAUCUUCGUGACGGAAUACCGUGUCACUUGAGCGCUGCGACGGCCGCAGGACUUUGCACCACCCUAGCCGCAAGUCCCGUGGACGUUGUAAAGACGCGUUACAUGAACAGCGCCGCUGGAGAGUACAAGGGCGCGAUAGACUGCGCUAUCAAGACCUUCGUCCAGGAAGGUCCCACCGCGUUCUAUAAAGGCUUCGUGCCGAGUUUCUCGCGUCUGGUAUCCUGGAACAUCGUACUCUGGGUGACCUAUGAGCAGAUGAAGUUACACAUGAAGAAGCUAUAUGGCGUCGAGUGAAGUCCUCGAUUACAAAACCCGAUUAUUCUGCUAAACCGAAGAUGUAAUUUCAGCCAAUGAUAAUGAAUAUCCUCUUAUCACUGCUUCUUUAUUGCUCGCUUUCUUAUAAAUGCAAGCGUGCGCAUAUCGGUGUUUGCCGAAUCAUUCAACGAUAAGAGAUUAAUCGCAGAUCAACAAAAAUUAUUUACACCGUUGGAAAUAAUGAAUAAUAAGGGAGCUAUAAUCUCAUGCGGUUUAUUUCAGUUUUUAUGUAAAUGUACACAUGCGCACUUACACCAAAUAGUUAAAAAUAAUUAAAAACAAGAGGAUCGUUUAACAAUUUGUAUUGCGCCAGAAAGCUUUAUAUAUUUAUAAUAAGGUUAGGCUAUUUUAAGAUGAAUUAUACACAGAUUACACAAAUUAUUAACGCGCCAAA
This is a messenger RNA of Cyphomyrmex costatus, 1954 nucleotides long. Its product is annotated as mitochondrial uncoupling protein 2. The record is from RefSeq and is a predicted model, not a curated record. The transcript has 6 exons. Bases 586 to 1539 code for a protein of 317 amino acids. Gene Ontology annotation, biological process: transmembrane transport. NCBI's taxonomy places the organism in Eukaryota, Metazoa, Arthropoda, Insecta, Hymenoptera, Formicidae.